AUGGAGCCUUUUACUUUACUUCUAACUAUUUUAACGAUUAUUUGCUUAUAUUAUUUUGUUAAAUUAUCUUUUAAAUUAUCUUACUUCGAACAAUUAAAAAUUCCCCAUGUGCGACCGAUUCCAUUAUUGGGUAACAUGGCGCCUUUUGCUUUCCAACGUAUGAGCCCUAUGGAGCUUCAACAAAGAAUGUAUAACCUGUUCUCGGACGCAAAAUUCUUCGGCUUCUACGAUUUUAUGAUGCCAAUGUUUGUUAUUCGUGAUCCAGAUUUGAUUUCCACAAUUGCUGUAAAGCAAUUUGAUCAUUUCUGUGAUCACCAUGGCUUCGUGAACGAAAUUCUUGAUCCGAUAGCCGGCAAAAAUCUGUUUAACUUGAAAGGGGAUCACUGGCGCGAAAUGAGGAAACUUCUUAGUCCCAGUUUUACAUCCAGCAAGAUGAAAAUGAUGUUUGGGCUUAUUUGCCAGUGUGCCGAGAACUUCUCCAGUUUUGUGGCAACGCAGUCCGUAGAAACUGCUAAAACGUAUAACAUGAAGGACUUACUUUCCAGAUACACCAACGAUACAGUGGCCACGUGUGCCUUCGGUAUUGAUGUGGAUUCUUUUAAACAUCCAAACAAUGAGUUCUUUCUACUCGGUAAGAAAGCAUUCAAUUUUGAUAGCUGGUUGGCUUUCAAGUUUUUAAUGCAUAGAAACUUCCCGCAACUUGCGAAACUUUUGAAGAUGAGAAUGUUUGGCCCAAAGGUAGAGAAUUUUUUCAAAGAUAUUGUUGCCACUACAGUGAAAAUCAGAGAUGAACAGGGAAUUGUUCGCCCGGACAUGAUUCAACUGAUGAUGGAAACUAGGAACAAGAAUAGCGGCCCUGAGUACGACAUUAACGAAAUGACGGCCCAAGCGUUUGUUUUCUUCCUCGCCGGAUUUGAUACGAUAUCAACAGCUAUGUGUUUCAUGACAUACGAAAUCGGUGUCAAUCCUGAUGUUCAGAAAAAAUUAAAAGAGGAAAUCGACGAUGUUCUUAGACAAACCAAUGGCAAACCUACCUAUGAGGCUAUCAAUGGCAUGAAGUAUUUGGAUGCUGUAUUUAAUGAAACUCUCAGAUUGUAUCCAGUAGUAUCUUCUCUUGACAGAAAAUGCGUUAAAGAAACCAAAUUACCACCAGCGAUUCCAGGUGGUAAAUCAAUCACGAUAAAACCUGGUGAUAGUGUGUGGUUUCCAACCUACAGUCUGCAACGUGAUCCAAAGUACUAUUCGCAUCCAGAUAAGUUUGAUCCAGACAGAUUCCUUAAUGGUGAUGUAGACAACUCGGUCUAUAUGCCAUUUGGUAUCGGACCCAGAAUCUGCAUAGGUAACAGGUUCGCCCAAAUGCAAGGAAAAGUCAUGCUGUUCUAUCUACUUCGGCGUUGUGAUCUUGAACCCGACAUUAAAACUCGAAUUCCUAUGGUAUUUAACACGAAAAUGUUCCUCAUGAUGCCAGACGGAGGUUUUUGGUUGAAAUUGCGAGCGAUAAAAUCAAAGACUCUUGUUACAUAAUGCUUAUUGAACAGACAUAAAAUUGAGGAACAGUGAACAGUGAACAGUGUAUAAGUUUCCGCGAUCUUAUUGAUAAUCUGUUUAUUUAUAUAAAGGGA
Molecule: messenger RNA, 1622 nt
Organism: Cyphomyrmex costatus
Lineage: Eukaryota; Metazoa; Arthropoda; Insecta; Hymenoptera; Formicidae
Product: cytochrome P450 9e2-like
Exons: 1
Coding region: 1-1524 (507 amino acids)
Molecular function (GO): heme binding; oxidoreductase activity, acting on paired donors, with incorporation or reduction of molecular oxygen; monooxygenase activity
Source: RefSeq, a predicted model, not a curated record